Scheffersomyces amazonensis is the source of this 1508-nucleotide messenger RNA. RefSeq names its product proteasome regulatory particle base subunit (gene RPT4). Gene Ontology annotation, biological process: positive regulation of RNA polymerase II transcription preinitiation complex assembly. Gene Ontology annotation, molecular function: proteasome-activating activity; ATP hydrolysis activity; ATP binding. NCBI's taxonomy places the organism in Eukaryota, Fungi, Ascomycota, Pichiomycetes, Serinales, Debaryomycetaceae. Bases 245 to 1507 code for a protein of 420 amino acids. Gene Ontology annotation, cellular component: proteasome regulatory particle, base subcomplex; cytosolic proteasome complex. The transcript has a single exon. The record is from RefSeq and is a predicted model, not a curated record.
CUUUCCGUCAAUCUUUAUUAGAUACAAGUAUGAAUUAGUAUUAUAUUUUAUAUAUUCAAUUAUGUAUAUUUAAUAAUUUAAAGCUUUUCACGUGAUCACACGGUAAGGUCGUGCCCCAUCCAAUUUGUACUCAGUCUCACUUUUGCCACUAGUAAAGACCCAACCUCAAAGUGAACGUCUAAUACAGGAGGAUAAGAUCUCUAUAACUAGUAAUAUUAAACCAUUGACAACAAACAAACAGAUAAUGAGUACUGAAGAAACCGAUCCACUUUUGGCGGCCUUAAAUUCCGAACAAGGAAAUGGAGAAACAACAGCACCACAAACAACAAGUGAACCAGUAGAUCCUCAACGAGAACAAGCAUUAAGAAAAUUCAAGGAGAAGUUAGUAGAUCAUAGAAAUUGGGAUGCUAAGUUAAAGGAACUUAGACUUCAUAUUCGAGAUUUAGAUAAAGAUUAUGAUAAAACAGAAAAUGAUAUAAAAGCAUUACAAUCUGUCGGACAAAUAAUUGGUGAAGUAUUAAAACAAUUAGAUGAUGAUAGAUUUAUUGUUAAAGCAUCAAGUGGUCCACGUUAUAUUGUUGGAUGUCGUAAUACAAUUAAGAAAGAAAGUUUAAAAAAUGGAGUUAGAGUAUCAUUAGAUAUGACUACUUUAACAAUUAUGAGAAUUUUACCUCGAGAAGUUGAUCCAUUAGUUUAUAAUAUGACAACUUUUGAACCUGGUGAAAUAUCUUUUAAUGGUAUUGGUGGUUUAAAUGAACAAAUCAGAGAAUUAAGAGAAGUUAUUGAAUUACCUUUAAAAAAUCCCGAAUUAUUUAUAAGAGUUGGAAUUAAACCUCCAAAGGGAGUUUUAUUAUAUGGUCCACCUGGUACUGGUAAAACACUUUUAGCUAAAGCAGUUGCUGCCACAAUUGGAGCUAAUUUUAUUUUUUCACCAGCUUCAGCAAUUGUUGAUAAAUAUAUUGGUGAAUCAGCUAGAUUAAUCAGAGAAAUGUUUGCUUAUGCUAAAGAACAUGAACCUUGUAUUAUAUUUAUGGAUGAAGUUGAUGCAAUUGGAGGUCGUAGAUUUAGUGAAGGUACAUCUGCUGAUAGAGAAAUUCAAAGAACUUUAAUGGAAUUAUUAAAUCAAAUGGAUGGUUUUGAUACUUUAGGUCAAACUAAAAUUAUUAUGGCAACCAAUAGACCAGAUACUUUAGACCCUGCAUUAUUAAGAGCUGGUAGAUUAGAUAGAAAAAUUGAAAUUGCUUUACCAAAUGAAGCUGGUAGAUUAGAAAUUUUUAAAAUUCAUACAGCUAAAGUAUCUAAACAAGGAGAAUUUGAUUUUGAAGCAUUAGUUAAAAUGAGUGAUGGAUUCAAUGGUGCUGAUAUAAGAAAUGUAAUUACUGAAGGAGGUUUCUUUGCCAUCAGAGAUGAUAGAGAUUAUAUAACUCAAAAUGAUCUUUUGAAAGCUGUAAGAAAAGUUGCUGAUGUAAAGAAACUAGAAGGUAAAUUAGAUUACGAAAAAUUAUAGU